AUGGCUACUUAUCGAGUUAAGCGUACUAGCAUACCUAAACCUAAAGUAAUGACUAAAUCAGUUCAGGAGGAGUCUCCUACCAUACACGACUUACCAUCACUCCGUCGGAAACGUACUUUAGCCUAUAAUCGUAUGAAAAAGAUACUCGAUGUUGCUCUGCAAGCGAAAUCCACCUCUCUGCCUGAUGAUACAGAGUUGUUUCUCGCGCACUACUCGUCGGUUUCUAAGCUAAUAGAAAGUUUUGAAGACGCCCAUGGCGAUAUACUUACCUUGCUGGACGAGAAGUGCGAAGAAGAAGAAGAUAGUUAUCGUGAACAGUUCGACUCGAUGUAUUUUGACAUUGUAGCUGUUUAUUCGCAGUUAACUCGUAAAUCCGAGAGCCAAUCCACAGCUCCUUACCGACCUGCUUCUGCGCCUACUGUGAAAUUACCUAAGAUCGAAAUACCGAAAUUUUCGGGUAACAUUAAAUCUUGGCCCGAAUAUUACGACAUAUUCAAUGCAUUGAUACACGAAAAUGGAUCUCUUUCCAAUACAGAGAAGAUGCAAUAUCUCGUCUCAACAUUAUCCGGCGAUGCCUUGGGACUCAUCCGUACUUUUCCCGCUCAAGGUAUUUACUAUGAAGAGGCCUACCGUACAUUAGUCGCGCGUUAUCGUGAUAAGCGCGAGCUAGCAUUCACGUGUUGGAAAGAGAUGCAAGCCGUCAAUAUUAAGGCGAACACACCACUCGAGUUCCGCCGUGUUCUCGAUACUUUUAAUGAGAAUCUUACAAUAUUAAAAGGACUUGGUUUGCCGACGGCUCAAUGGGACUUUGUUCUGUGUUACUUGUUGCUUUCUAAGCUCGAUUCCAAAACCCGCUGUGAGUUCGAACAGGCUCACCCGACAACGGAAUUACCGUGUUAUGCUACGUUGAAGGAUUUUCUGUAUUCAAAAUGCGAAGCCCUUGUUCGUGACACUCAUUUCUCUUCUCAAGCUCGUAGUAGCAGCAACAAUCCCCGCACUUUAGACUCGAAGAAAUCCAAUCAAGGACACAAGGCUACCACUUCGGUGUUCUUGUCUAAAACUGACAAAGAAUCUGAAAAGCCGGUUGUCAAGCAACCCAAGCCGCAGGUCAAGAGCUCCUCGCCCGUUUCUUCGCCUUCAAGCGUAUCGGCUUCUCAAUCCGCUGUUAGUGUGAAGUGUUCAUAUUGUAAUUCGGAUCAUUCCAUUGCACGUUGUGUUACUUUCACUAACCUCCCGUUACAAGCUCGCACCGACUACGCCAAGGAUCAUCAUUGGUGCUUCAACUGCCUAAAGAGUUCGCAUGGCGUCAGGGAUUGCAAUUCUCUUUUCAGGUGUCAGAAAUGCCGCCAAAAACACCACACGCUUCUUCAUAAUGAUGACAGUCAUCCUGCUGAAGAUGUAUCUACCUCUCAAGAGGCUUCGUGUCACUCUCCGCAAGUCCGUGUGCUUACGAGUAUUGGCGACAGUUCCGUGGUUCUCCUUUCAACUGCUGUAAUCAGUGUCAUGGAUUCGUCGGGCCAGUUUCAUUCCCUUCGAGCUUUAAUCGACUGUGGUAGUCAGGCUCACUUCAUCACCGAGCGCGCCGCUCAUCGCUUGGGGCUUGACUGCGUUCCCUCGGCUCGAACCAUCAGUGGCUUAGGCAAAUCUUCGGCUUCCGUGUCUGGAGUGGUCAAGCUGAAAAUCGGAUUAAAUGAUAAGGUUGUGUUCAAUCUCGAUGCAUUAACUAUACCUAAUAUAUGCGGAUACGUACCUAACGUGCGAUUGAACGCGACAUCAUGGCAGCAUUUGCGCGACUUACCUCUCGCGGAUCCUAACUGUUGUAGGCCCGGUCCGAUCGACGUGCUUCUAGGUGCUGAAGUCUUCUCGUCUCUUCUACUUCCUGGAAAGGUUGGUGGAAGCUCUACUCAGCCCUCUGCGUUGAACACGGUCUUCGGCUGGAUUCUCCUCGGCAAUGCUAGCUGCGGGAAGGAUACCGAAGCUGAGAUUAAUUCUUUUCUUAUUACGAAUGAACAACUCUACAAUGAGGUGAAGCGGCUAUGGGAGUUAGACUCUAUACCGCAAUCUUCACAUCUCUCACCUGAUGAGCAGAAGUGUGAAGACAUCUUUUCGAACAAGCAUUCACGUGACACAUCCGGCAGGUAUACCGUUGCUUUACCUUUCAAAGAGGGUAAAGAAAAUCUCACCUUUCCAGGAUCACGUGAUAUUGCACUUCGUCGUUUUCAUGCGCUCGAACGUAAACUCAACAGUAAUCCGGUUCUAAAAGAACAAUACUCGGAAUUCAUGAAUGACUAUCUCCAAAGUGGUCACAUGAAUGUCGUAUCGCCCGUAGACUUGACCAAAGGGAGGUAUUAUAUACCUCAUCAUUGUGUCCUCCGCCCUGACAGUGCCACUACGAAGUUACGCGUCGUGUUUGAUGCCUCCGCUAAAGACAUGACAGGCAAAUCGUUAAACGAAACUUUACUCAUCGGUCCAAAAUUGCAAACGAACAUUUUGGAAAUUCUUAUCCGGUUUCGUAUUCACCCUGUAGUCUUCACAUCCGACGUGCGUCAAAUGUAUCGACAAAUUUUAGUUCAGGAAGAGGAUCGAGAUUUUCAGCGCAUCUUCUGGCGCUCCAACUCUACGCAACCAGUUCAAGAAUACCGCUUGAACACCGUCACUUACGGUGUUUCUUCAGCUCCCUUCCUUGCGUGUCGUGCUGUCAAGCAACUCUCUGAGGAUGAAAGUGAUCUCCAUCUUGCACAUUCCAUCGUUCAAUCCGACAUGUAUAUCGACGACAUUGUUACCGGCUUUCCUGACUUUCAGCAGGCUUUACAAACUAAAUCUGAAAUCAUUGACCUCUUGGGCCGAGGCCAAAUGGAACUGCGAAAGUGGGCAAGUAACUGCCCUGAGCUGCUUGCCGACUUACCUCCGGAGCAUUGCCUUACUAACCAAGUGUCGAUGGAUGUUGAAAAGUCUCACACUUUAAAGGUUCUUGGAUUAAUUUGGGAUCCUCAAAGUGACACCUUUUCUUUCGAAGUUAAACCGCAAAUACGAAGGUGUACCCGCCGCACAAUCCUCAGUGAGUUGGCUCGUAUUUUCGAUCCAUUGGGCUUCUUGUCUCCGAUAACGCUGUCAUCUAAAAUCUUAGUACAGAAGCUCUGGAUACUCAACGUGUCAUGGGAUGAUGAACCUCCUUCUGAAAUCGUUCAACAGUGGGAACUCAUGCUCGAGCAGUUGCCUACUGUCAAAUCCCUGAGAAUUCCACGCUGUCUUGCUUCACCGACGCCAGUGUCCUGUCAGCUUCAUGGAUUUGCAGACAGCUCUGAAUCCGGAUACGGUGCUGUAAUAUAUUUGCGCUGCUGUGACCCUGACGGAAAUAUUCAGGUGUAUCUCGUUGCUGCAAAAUCUCGCGUCGCUCCCACGAAAAAGGUCUCUCUGCCGCGUCUGGAGUUGUGUGCCGCAGUCCUUCUCGCCGAUCUCCUGCAAAUAAUCAAAGAAUUGUACUUACCAUUGCUGCCGAUCACCGAUACUUACGCGUGGUCCGAUUCUACUGUGGCUUUAGCUUGGAUUCGAUCUCCUUCCUGUAGAUGGAAAACCUUCGUUGCCAACCGAGUCAGCCAUAUUCAGGAGUCCAUACCCGGAGCAAACUGGCAUCAUGUACCUUCUAGCGACAAUCCGGCAGAUGUCGCCUCUCGUGGUCAAAUGCCAACCGAGCUCGUUCACAACUCGUUAUGGUGGGCGGGUCCUCCCUGGCUUGUUGAUAGCUCAGAUAGAUGGCCUAGCGCUGGUCAUGAUGAGACCCAAAACAACAAAAUCUUACAGGAAGAGAAAGGUCAGACUUUGCUCGUUAACGAUGACAUUCGUCAUUUCAUCGAUCAGCUUCUUGAGAGAUACUCUUCAAUUCGGAAGGUUCAGCGUAUUCUGUGCUAUUUAAUUCGAUUCGUUCAUUACUCGAGACGCAAAGAUAGCGUUCAAUCUUUGUCGUCAUGUCCUUUAAGUAGAGUUGAGCUUCAUCAUGCGCUUCUAGUUAUCGUUCGUCACGUUCAAGCUCAACAUUUUGAAAAAGAAAUUGCUCAGUUAAAAGAACAAAAACUUCUUUCUAAGCAGUUCAGGAAACUCAGCCCUUUCUUGGAUGAUCAUGGUGUUCUCAGGGUGGGCGGUCGGCUUUCACGUUCCGGCUUGGAGUUCGAGCACAAGCAUCCCGCUUUGCUGCCUCGGUCCUCACGUUUUACCUACAUGAUCAUUGAAGAGAUCCAUGCCGAGAAUGGUCAUCCCGGAGUGAACACUUUGUUGUAUUUGCUGACUCAGCAAUUUUGGCUUCUUUCACCCAAACGUGCCAUACGGCAUUGUUUAUCUAAGUGCUUGAAAUGCUAUCGUAUGAAGCCCACUCCUCUUGAACCGUAUAUGAGUGACUUACCUUUUGUACGUGUUAAUCAAGCGAAACCAUUCUCAAUAAUCGGUACUGACUACGGCGGUCCAUUCCGCAUAAAACUAGGAAAUCAUCGUGGUGCAAAAAUCGGAAAGGCUUACCUUUGCCUAUUCGUGUGCUUCAGCACAAAAGCAGUACACCUCGAAGUCGUUUCCGACCUCUCGACAGACGCAUUUAUUGCCGCACUGCGCAGAUUCGUAGGCCGUCGUGGUAGAGUCAGCAUUAUUCACUCGGACUGUGGUACGAAUUACGUAGGCGCGAGUAACCACCUAAAUUCAUUGAUGAACUCAGCCGCUCGAAGUGAGGGCAUCGAAUUCCGUUUUAAUCCGCCAUCGAGUCCUCACUUCGGGGGAGUAUGGGAAAUCCAGAUCAAGGCUGUGAAAACUCACCUUUACCGCAUCGUCGGUACACAAACCCUUAAUUUCGAGGAAUUAACAACAUUAUUUGUCCAAAUCGAAGCUAUGCUUAACUCGAGGCCAUUAUACCCGGUUAGUUCAGAUCCCAACGAUCUUACCGUGCUAACACCCGGUCAUUUUCUUACGUUAGAACCAAUGACGACCGUUCCUGAUGAGGACUAUUCGAAUCUUAACCUAAAUCGUCUCGGGCGAUGGCAGUUAAUACAGCGUUUUCAACGUGACUUCUGGGUCCGUUGGAGGAAUGAAUACCUCAAUUCUUUAAUGCAACGCGCAAAAUGGACAUCAUCGGAAAAACCAUUAUCCGUAGGCUCCGUGGUAAUACUUAAGACAGACUCGACUACGCCUUUGCACUGGCCGUUAGCACGCGUUCAUGAGCUACAUUCAAGCCCUGAUGGGGUCGUGCGCAUUGCUACUGUUAGAUUAGCAAACGGUGUUUUCCUGACAAGGCCUUUAACUAAGCUUUGUCCGUUACCUACGCAAUCCGAUUAA
This is a messenger RNA of Pectinophora gossypiella (pink bollworm), 5313 nucleotides long. RefSeq lists its product as uncharacterized. Gene Ontology annotation, biological process: DNA integration. Bases 1 to 5313 code for a protein of 1770 amino acids. The record is from RefSeq and is a predicted model, not a curated record. The transcript has a single exon. Lineage: Eukaryota; Metazoa; Arthropoda; Insecta; Lepidoptera; Gelechiidae. Gene Ontology annotation, molecular function: nucleic acid binding.